AUGGCGAGCUCAUCCCACAAUCCUGCAAUUCUACUAAAAAGGCUAUUAUCCUUGAGUGAACCCACUCCAUUGGUGUUGUGUGUGGACGCUAUUUCCCAAACCUCCUCAUAUUUGAUAGAAGAAAUUAUAUAUAAUAUUAAUGCCAAUGUGUCCAAUAAGGAAAACGUUAUUGUAUAUGUUAGCUUCGAAACAAUCAAUAAACCAAUUUUUGCGACACAUUUUAUUGAUGGGCUUGGUUUAAAUAUUCAAGAACUGAUCUCAAAACUGAAAACUUUUAUACCUGCACCUUCUGAAGUGCAGACGAAAGAUAAAUACAUUGUGAUGUUCGAUUCUUUGAAUUACUUGCCUAAUGAUAAGUUAACACAGUUUAUUUCUUCUAUAGCAUCUCCAAACUUAUCUGUGAUCGGUACUUUCCAUAAAGAUAUGUCUGAAGUUCCAGCCAAGGACUUGUCACUUCAUUACCCAUCAAGUUUGGAAUUGUUAAAGUUUAUGGCGACGACUAUUUUUGAGGUGAACCUGUUACCAAAUAUUUCAGUAGAAGAUGAAGAGUUCCAUAAUGAAUUAUCUAAAUAUUCCAUAAUACGUGGAGCCAACAACAAAAUCUUUUUAUUAUCGGUCAUUAAUCGUCGAAAAUCAGGGAGAUCGAUAUCCUAUGACUUCCAAGUUGAUCAUGAUUCCCAUAUAUAUGAGGUUACUAAAAAUAUAGAUGACAAUAAUGGUUUAACGAAUGAAACACCAGAAAUGUUACAAGGUUUAACUACGUUUAAUCUAUCGACCUCAGCUAAACAAAAGAAGGCCAAAGAUGAAGUCGAAUUACCGUUUUUGGAAGCCCAGUCAUUUAACACAGGCGGUGCCAUUGUAUAUGAGUUUGAGAAGGAUGAUGACUUUGAUGAAGACGAUCCCUUCGAAGAUCCAUUUUAA
Molecule: messenger RNA, 921 nt
Organism: Tetrapisispora phaffii CBS 4417
Lineage: Eukaryota; Fungi; Ascomycota; Saccharomycetes; Saccharomycetales; Saccharomycetaceae
Gene: IKI1
Product: Elongator subunit IKI1
Exons: 1
Coding region: 1-921 (306 amino acids)
Biological process (GO): tRNA wobble uridine modification
Cellular component (GO): cytosol; elongator holoenzyme complex; nucleus
Molecular function (GO): tRNA binding
Source: RefSeq, a predicted model, not a curated record